Messenger RNA from Cylicocyclus nassatus, 1929 nucleotides. NCBI's taxonomy places the organism in Eukaryota, Metazoa, Nematoda, Chromadorea, Rhabditida, Strongylidae. The record is from the annotation of a GenBank genome assembly.
AUGAAAAUCGAUUUCUCGCGUUCCAAUGUGAACGAUUCUAUGCUGAACAUCACCAGUCCUCGUAAAUCUACGUUUGACUUGUAUCACAAGCACCAUCAUUCUCUCCCGAUUGGUCGUUUUGUUCCUGUGAAUGUUCAAACCCUUAUGCCGGAUAGCGUUUUGUCUGGCACUAUUAAGCCUGAGUACACCCUUGAACAGGUUGUUACCCCUCAGGUUGGCCCUUUGCGUUUUGACACGCACACUGUUGCUGUGUCUGCUCGUCGUAUUAACCGGGAUUGGCUCGAUAUUUACCGUAAUCUUGCUCUUGGUGGACAGUAUGGUUAUUUGGGUGAUCUUCUCAUGUCUGAGGUGAAUCGCCUUAUGUCUUCGGUUUAUUUUACUGAUUUGACUACUUAUCGUUCUGCUCCCUGGAAUACUAUUGUUGACUGGAUUCAUUUUAUUGGUCAGCCUUUCCUUGGUGAAGGUAGUAUUUUGGAUGAGCUCUCUUAUCCGUGUUCUACCUAUUACGCUCCUAAUUUUGUUAUUCUUCGUACCUUGUUUUCUGGUGAUACUACUGCUAUUAUCGAUCCUCUUGAUCUUUCGGAUCGCCUUGCUGAAUUGGAAGGUGAUCAGUUCUUUAAUCUUUUUGAUUAUAUUCAGAAUGAUUUUGUGUUCUCUAAUUCUACUUUGGUGAAUGAAAUGCCUUUGCGUGCUGCUUAUGCCGCUUGGUACGAUGCGCUUCGCAACUGGCAUGUAGAAGAACGUAAGAAUCUGCUUGAUCCUGAUGAUUGGGGUAAAGUUCCUCUUGUUAACGAUCAUUUGACCGCUGAUGUGUUCUUCAUGCUUUUCGUUCCUCACUAUCGCUGCUUUGGCUCUGAUCCGUUUACUACCAUACAGACUGAUGAUGUUUUCCGUCACGUGUUCGCUCCCAUCAUGCCCGAUGCUGGUGGUACUGCUCAAAACUCUUUCAGCUCUACUGGUGACGCUGCUGAUGUGACUGAUUACGAUUCUAUUUAUCAGGUGAUGGUUCAGGGAAUCUCUAAGGUGUUCCCGCAAGGUCUUUUCCGUCGCUCUUCUGCUAAUGGUGUAACUGAGGUUAACUACCUGGCAGACCUUCAAACCAUGAAGCGUGCCGGAAUGCUUGAGCGUUACCUGGCUCGUAACUACUAUUUCCCGGAUACUUACGAAGGUCAGAUGCGCGCUCGGUAUAAUAUCGAUGCGAGUGAUUUGCUCGGUUGUACUUCUCGCUACAUUUCUGGAUCUGAAUCGUUCUUGACUGGUGAGCAACAGAUUUCGAACGUUUCGACCUCUGAAAUGGAAGCUGGUACGCGUGGUGAUUUCAUCUAUUUGGUUACCUUUGCAAGUAUCAUCCCUAUCCCGGAUUACGAUUCUCUCGAUCCUCACCUUGUUGAGAAUUCGCGUGCUGAUCUUCCCUUCCCUGAGUUUGCGGAUGAUACUCGCGUUCAGAUCAACAAUUCCGAUGUUAUUCGUAACCUCGGAAAUGGUAGUCUGAUCGGCUAUGUUCCUCGCUAUUACCAGUAUCGCUGUCAAUUGGAUUCGGUACAUGGUAAGUAUCUGCGUGAGUACCGUUCCUACCUCUGGUUGCGUGAUUGGUAUUCUACGUAUGGUUACAACCGUGUGAAGGAUCUUAUCUCUGCCUACGAGCCCCAGGAUGUUGUUUCUCCGUUCACCAUCGAUGCGUACGGUUUACACGUUCAUGUUCCGCUGGAUGCGUUCCUUGGUACGGUUCAUGAGUUCGACCCUAUUGCUUACGUCCUGUUUGAUGAGUACUAUAAUGGUUUUCUUGCAAACUUUGGCUCUGCUGGUGAUUCUGAAGCUGCUUCGUUCUUGGAGACUGCUGCUAAUAUCCAGUUGCAAAAGGAUAUUAACGAGCAAAUCGUGCUGAAGCUGAGAAGGCUUAUCAGCGUUCUACUGCUUCUGCUCAGAUAG